Miscanthus lutarioriparius is the source of this 624-nucleotide messenger RNA. The record is from the annotation of a GenBank genome assembly. NCBI's taxonomy places the organism in Eukaryota, Viridiplantae, Streptophyta, Magnoliopsida, Poales, Poaceae.
AUGAUGCUGCGGCGCGUGGCGUCGGCGCCGGUGCCCGACUGGCUGGAGGCGCUGCUGGCCACGCGCUUCUUCCUCGCCUGCGCCGCGCACCCGGCGUCCCCGCGCAACGAGUGCAACAUGUUCUGCCUCGACUGCAGGGGCCCGCCGCCGCCGGCCUUCUGCUACUACUGCCGCGCGCACCGACACUCGUCCCACCGCGUCAUCCAGAUACGGCGGUCCUCCUACCACGACGUGGUCCGCGUGUCCGAGGUGGAGGACGUCCUGGACAUCUCCGGCGUGCAGACCUACGUCAUCAACAGCGCCAGGGUGCUCUUCCUCAACGAGCGGCCCCAGCCGCGCGGCGCCGGAGCCGCCGCGGGCAAGGCCGCCGCGUCCCCCUACAACUGCGAGAUCUGCGGCCGCGCGCUGCUCGACCCCUUCCGCUUCUGCUCCCUCGGAUGCAAGUUGGUGGACACAAAGAGGAGCAACGGCCACGCGGCGGCGGACACCGACGGCGGCGGCGGCGCGGCCAAUGGCAAUCACGAGGAGGCGGAGGCCACCGGCGGGAGCAAGAACGGCCCGGGGGCGCGGCCGCAGGGACGGCGGCGGAAGGGGACCCCACACCGCGCGCCGUUCUGGUCCUGA